UCUUUGCUUCUUGGGCUCCUUGACUUGCCUCAAGAAAGCAGCACACGGUCUCCUCGAAAUUCUUGAGGCGUCCGCCGUCCCUCGGGUGUCAGUCGGAUCCAUCGUCGUUCCGUAUCCGUUCUGAUCAAUCCAUCCAUCGGAAUCAUGGACCGGAGCAACUCGUUCGGCGCGUCGUGGGCGGACCAGUGGGACUACGGCGGCGACCCGAGCCCCCGCGCGCGGGGGCGGCAGGACGGCGGUGGCGGCAAGAAGCAGGGCGGCGUGGAGAAGACCAAGGCGGCCGCGGCGACCGGGCUGAAGAAGGUGAAGGAGGGCACGGUGAGCGGGUUCCAGUGGAUCAAGGACAAGUGCCAGAAGAAGAACGGCGGCGGCGGCAGGAAGCAGGAGGGCACCGGGAUCGUUGGGUAUUAGACUCUGUUUACGGACGGGGCGCGCGGUGGUUGUUUGAUUAGGAAACUGACGCUGUUUGCUGCGUCCUACUGUUAUUGGUGUCUGUACAGUUUUGCUGUUGGAUUUAGUUGUCACCUUCCUGUAUAUGAUCGUUUGGAUCCUUCCUAUUGAUUGGUUCUUUGAUUCGUAGCCUA
Molecule: messenger RNA, 584 nt
Organism: Phragmites australis (common reed)
Lineage: Eukaryota; Viridiplantae; Streptophyta; Magnoliopsida; Poales; Poaceae
Exons: 1
Coding region: 145-411 (88 amino acids)
Source: RefSeq, a predicted model, not a curated record